This is a messenger RNA of Hemicordylus capensis (graceful crag lizard), 3816 nucleotides long. RefSeq names its product membrane bound O-acyltransferase domain containing 1 (gene MBOAT1). Gene Ontology annotation, molecular function: acyltransferase activity. NCBI's taxonomy places the organism in Eukaryota, Metazoa, Chordata, Lepidosauria, Squamata, Cordylidae. The record is from RefSeq and is a predicted model, not a curated record. Gene Ontology annotation, biological process: lipid modification. Bases 299 to 1801 code for a protein of 500 amino acids. The transcript is spliced from 13 exons. Gene Ontology annotation, cellular component: membrane.
AGGCACGCUCCUUCCUCCUCCGGGCGGUUCCUUGUAGUCCUGGCCAGAAACCAAAACCCCGCCCGCGCGCACGGCUAUUGUCUUUCCUCUUUGGUUGGAAGAUGCUGUUUUUGCUGCGAAUGAGGAAGCAAAGGGCGGGAGUCUCCAGCAACCAAUCGGAGGUCGGCUGAGAGGUGGAGUUUCGCCUCUGGAGCGGCUGCAUUGGUUCGAGGCGCACGUGCCUUGUGUGGUGUGUGUGUACGCUUGUGCUGCGGUGGACAGGUCAGGAAGGGAGUCCCGUUCCGUACCGGGAUGCAGGAUGGCAGCAGCAGCAGCAGCAGCAACAACCAGCAUUCCCUAUAGGACCACAGGCUCAACGCUUUUGCAUCCAUUUAGUGAGCUUCUUGGCAUCCCAUUGGACCAGGUCAAUUUUGUUGCUUGUCAGCUCUGUGCACUCUUGACUGCAUUCUGGUUUCGUUUGUACUUAAGCCCCACUUAUGCCAGUUGUAGUAUUCGUCAUGCAUUUGCCACCGUUUUUGGAGUAUAUUUUGCUGUCUUCUGCUUUGGUUGGUACUCAAUCCAUAUAUUUGUUUUAGUACUGGUAAGCUAUGGCAUCAUGAACAUGGCCAGUAUUCCCAACAUCCAUAGGUACUCUUUUAUGGUAGCUAUGGGAUACCUCACUCUGUGCCAUAUUAGCCGGAUAUACAUAUUUCACUACGGUAUUCUCACUACAGAUUUUUCUGGUCCAUUGAUGGUUGUAACACAGAAGAUCACAACGCUUGCCUUCCAGGUACAUGAUGGAAUUGGUCAGAAAGCUGAAGACCUAACUACUGAGCAAAACCAGCUUGCUAUAAAAGUAAGACCAUCAUUGCUGGAGUAUCUGAGUUAUCAGCUCAACUUCAUGAGCAUCAUUGCAGGACCAUGCAGCAAUUACAAGGACUACAUAGCCUUCAUUGAAGGAAGGCAUGUGCAGAUGAAGCUGCUAGAAGUCAAUUGGAAGCAAAGGGGUCAUGACAGGCUUCCUGAUCCUUCUCCAGUGGGAGCCGUGCUGCACAAACUUUGUAUAACACUUGUGUCUAUGCUUCUGUUCCUGACACUUACCAAGAACUUCCCAGUUUCAUAUGUUGUUGAUAACCAGUUUAUCAAUAAGUCUUCCUUCUUGUCAAGGCUUGGGUACCUCUAUGUUGUUAUGCAAGCUUCGAAGCCAAAAUACUACUUUGCAUGGACACUUGCAGAUGCAGUCAACAAUGCAGCUGGCUAUGGUUUCAGUGGUGUUGAUGAGAGAGGCAACUUCCAUUGGGACCUAUUAUCUAAUCUGAAUAUCUGGAAUAUUGAGACAGCCACAAGUUUUAAAAUGUACUUAGACAACUGGAAUAUCCAGACAUCUGCUUGGCUUAAACGUGUGUGCUAUGAUAGAGCCUCACGGUACCCUACAGCGCUUACGUUUCUUCUCUCAGCUCUGUGGCAUGGUGUUUACCCUGGAUAUUAUUUUACCUUUAUCACUGGCAUCUUUAUGACACUAGCAGCAAGAGCCGUGAGGAACAAUUGUCGGCAUUUCUUCAUCUCCUCAAAGCCUCUCAAGAUGAGCUAUGACAUUGCCACCUGGAUAGUAACUCAGCUGUCGGUCUGCUAUGCUGUUGUCCCAUUUGUUCUGCUAGCUGUUGAGCCUACAAUUAAAUUAUAUAAGUCACUGUACUUCCAUAUGCACAUUGUAUGUGUACUUGUAUUGCUGCUCUUGCCGAUCAGAUCUCAAGACCACAACAAAAGGCAGCCUCCAGUUCAAGGCACACAAAACUUUGAUAUAAACAAGAAACAAAAGUGAUACCUCAGAAGGGAGUUGCUAAUCCUCCUCUGAGAUGCUGAGAAGAGUACAAAGAAUACAUCAUUGCAGGAUUGCAGUGGCCUAAUUUAAAACACUUUUAAACUACAGAAAGGAGCUUGACUGAUUACCAGUUAAGUCCUGUUACUGCAUAAUGUUUACAUCCUUGAAGGGCAAAGAUUCUAAUUUUUUUAAACUAAAGAGAAUAUUUUAUUAAAGUGUGUAUUAAUGUAUUUAAAAUUUUGAAUGUGUGUAAGGAUUUAUUUUCUUAGAGGAGUUUAUUUCAAUUAGCCAGUACUUUUAAGAUGAAGAAAAAUAAUAAUGAUGUUUGCUUAGCAGACCGGUGCUCUAAACAUCAACUUUAUUUUCUUUUUUCUUUCUCUCCAUAGACUGUUCAAGGAUGAAAGGCUGCUUGUUAGUGUACUUUUGUAAUUCCUACAUGGUAGAUUGCAGGUAGUUCUGGAUAGUCUAGCCUUGGAGACAGUGGCUGACAUUGUGACUACCAAAAUGUGUGCAUAAACAUCAGCUUCGCACAUGCAGUGGGACUGCCCUACAGCUUUAUCUGUCUCUGUGUGUGUUUCUUUUGAGACUAAGUGUAUUGGAGAGUGCUUCGGGAAAAGUGCCCGCAGGCUCCAUUGCAUGAAAGUGUGUGUGUGUGUGUGUGUGUGUGUGUGUGUGUGUGUGUGUGUGUGUGUGUGCGCCAAAACAAUCCCACUGCAUGCACGAAGCUGUGGUUUACACUCAUGCUUUGGUAGUUAGGAUGUCGGCCAAUACACCAAAAGGAGCUAAGACUCCAUGACUCCAUGAUCAAUGGAUGAGAACAGCAAGCACACACCGUGCAUCCUUGGCAAGUGGAAAUUCCAUGGGUGAACCCUCUUAAGAAAAAUGUUUGGGGAACCUUUAAUCUAGAACCAUAGAAAAGUGUAUGCUGAAUGACUGGACAUAGCCAUCAGGAAAAAUAGGAUUAUAGAACAGAUUGAAUAUGGUUGCCCAUUUAAAAUUAGGUAAAUUCUGCCUGAGGCAAGAAACUUAGAUGUUUACAAUAGCCCAAUGACUUGAAAGAGGGCUAUUUGCUUUGCUAGAACUCCCUUAAUAUUUUGCCUGUAUUUUGUGCUCAGCAAUGAAUGUGGGUGAUAUUGGGGUGUCCGCCCACCCCCAGAAUCCAUAAUGUGUUGCCGAUACUUCUUGCCUGCAUUCCAUUUCCUGUGUGAAGGCAAAUAGCUCAGGCACUUGCAAGUAACUCAGGGAGACUUUGUGUUAAGCAUUUGAAAUGACCUGUUCAAAUUUUCUUGACAUUUCCUGAUUUUUAAAAAAGAAAUAAUGCUUAUAUGUAUGUUUUAAACAGAGACUGUUUGUCUAUUUUUCAAUAAAACAUUCCAUUGUGGAGAAGGCAAUUUAAGAGCAAUUGAACAGACUUAGGUACAAGCUUGCUAAUUACUUGUUCAUAACUCCCUCCUUUCCACCUGCCUCCUCUCCCUCCUUCCACCUCUCCAACUUCAUAAUGCAUGUUGAGGCUCUGUAGAGCGAUAGAGAGAGGGACAAGUGUUACCUCUUAUCUGCCACCUAGAAACAAUUGCUGCUCUUUCACAACUGAGUGCCAACUUGUAUCUACCCAUGUCUAUCUUCAGUGUUGUUUGACUGCGCAUUUAAGAUCUUUAUUUUCUUUGAUAUUUUACUGUCACGCUUACAAUGGUGUGGCAGUAAAAUAUGCUGAAUCCGUUUGAGUGAAAAAUCAAUAUUUUGUUAUUUCUUGUAAAAUAGAAUAGAGAAAAUUGCUUAGCUCUGAUCCCGAUGAGCAAAAGAUAAAUGUAAAAGUUGGAUCAUAUGAACUGUUAUAAUACAAUCGCCUCUAUGUAGAACAGAAUGCUCUGGGAAUUGAUGUUGCUACUGUGUGCUAUCACUUUCGUGCUAACUUUGUCUUUUGAGUGAUAUGCUGGAUUCUAUUAUGGAUUAAUUACCCCAAGGAUAUACUGUAUUCUCAAAAGGAUAGCAAGCAAAUAAAAUAUUUUUACCAAAUG